UAUAGAAGGAGGGAGAGGGGAGGGAAAGGAAUUUCUAGAUAGGCGCAGGGAACAAAGGAAAAGACAGAAAGUGCAACGUCACAGUAGGUUGUAGGGGUUUCUUUUUAUCAGAUGAGAGGAAACAAAUAGAUCUGCCUUCAGUACUCGAGCUAUUCAUCAGCCUCAGCCUUUCUUUCUUUCCAAAAAUUGUUCGAGGGUUCUCCACUCAACAGUAGACUGAGAUGAUUAAAGGGCUUCCAAUUCAGCAGCACCAGCUGGUGGAGGAGAACAUGUCCAAUCUAACUUCAGCCUCUGGGGAAGCCAGCGUCACUUCCAACCAGCAAUCCUCCUUUGCCUCCCCAAACCCAGCUCCAGUGAAGAAAAAGAGGAACCUCCCGGGAAACCCAGACCCAGAUGCUGAGGUGAUAGCACUGUCCCCCAAGACCCUGAUGGCUACCAACAGGUUUGUGUGUGAGAUCUGCAACAAGGGGUUUCAGAGGGAUCAGAACCUGCAGCUCCACAGGAGGGGCCACAACCUCCCAUGGAAACUGAAGCAGAGAAGCAGCAAGGAGGUGAAGAAGAAGGUGUACAUCUGCCCGGAGGUGACAUGCGUGCACCAUGAUCCCUCUAGGGCUCUUGGGGACCUUACUGGAAUCAAGAAACACUUCAGCAGGAAACAUGGGGAGAAGAAGUGGAAGUGUGACAAGUGCUCCAAGAAGUAUGCUGUUCAAUCUGAUUGGAAGGCCCACUCCAAGAUCUGUGGCACAAGGGAAUACAGAUGUGACUGUGGUACUCUCUUCUCAAGGAGGGAUAGCUUUAUCACCCACAGAGCCUUCUGUGAUGCAUUGGCAGAAGAGAGUGCAAGGGCCAUAGCAGCAAACCCUCUGGCUAACCACACCUCGCUGCUAUUCUCUCAGCCCACAUCAUCCCGUGACCCCUCUCCACUUCCACACGCUGCCCUCCAAACCCAGUUCCCUCACCUGAUGAGACCCACAGAGGCCAACACCAACAUCACAGGCAGCCAUGGGUUACAAGAGCUGUCACUGAAAAGAGAGCAAUACUUCAGCAUGAGACCAGAUAUCCCACCAUGGCUGGCUUGCCAGGGCCCCACUUCUCUGAACCAACUAGACUUCCAUUCCUCUAUCUACUCCACUCUCUCCACAAGACUAGAACAGCAGUAUUCUCAUGAAAACCCAGCUGGCCCUCCUCCACCUCUCCCCCCUCCUUACCAAGGGCCCUCAAGUGCUGCCUCGUCUCACAUGUCAGCCACUGCGUUGCUGCAAAAGGCAGCCCAGAUGGGUGCAACCGUGAGCAGACCUCCACUCCAUGAUCAAAUGGCAACUCACACGGCCAAUGCUACUGUUGGCAAUACCACCACUGGCUUUGGCCUUGGCUUGUCCUCGCACCAAGAGAUGGCUGGAGGUGGUGCUGGUGGUUUUGGACAUGGAUCAGCACCUCCUCUUCUCCAAGACAUGAUGAUGAAUUCCCUCCCUACGGCUCCUUGCUUUGGUGGGUCCUUCGAGGAGGCCUUCGGGGGGAUGCUUGGAGCCAAAAGGGAAGAGAACAGCAAAGUGGAAAGCAUCGCAAGAAGUCAUGGAAGGAAUGAGGAAGGAGGAAGUGGUGGUGCUGGUGGUGGUGGAAAUGAUGGGUUGACUAGAGACUUCUUGGGCCUGAGAGCAUUUUCCCACAGGGAUUUCAUAAACAUGGCUGGGCUCAACUCUUGCAUGAGUUCUUCCUCAUAUGAGCAGCCCCAACAAAAUAAGCAGCCAUGGCAUGGUUAGUUACUCCAAGGAAAGUGGUAUGAAUAGGCUCCAAAUUUCAGAAUUUUGAAGGAAAAAAGAAAAAGAAAAAAAAAAAAGCAAUGGUAACUAUUCUUUAUCUAGUUCUUAUCUUUUCUCUUUCAAAACCAAGGGAGGAAAGCUUGUCCCGCAUCUCUAUUUUUGCUGUUGAAUUCACUCAUAAGUGAGGUUGCUAUGGCACUCUAGAUUUGUUGUUGAAUGAAUGUUCUUAUUAUCUUCGUUCUUGUAAUAAUCCUUUUGACGUGCUCCCCUAUCAUAAAGGUAGAUCCUCCUUGUAAUCAGUAUGGAAUAAUGGAAAUUUUUAACUCGAACUGAAAUAGAGUUGACAA
Messenger RNA from Elaeis guineensis (African oil palm), 2107 nucleotides. Its product is annotated as zinc finger protein GAI-ASSOCIATED FACTOR 1. Lineage: Eukaryota; Viridiplantae; Streptophyta; Magnoliopsida; Arecales; Arecaceae. The record is from RefSeq and is a predicted model, not a curated record. Gene Ontology annotation, molecular function: DNA-binding transcription factor activity. Gene Ontology annotation, cellular component: nucleus.